Molecule: messenger RNA, 960 nt
Organism: Paraglomus occultum
Lineage: Eukaryota; Fungi; Glomeromycota; Glomeromycetes; Paraglomerales; Paraglomeraceae
Source: the annotation of a GenBank genome assembly
AUGAAAUUUGCCAACCUUACCGCGAACGAUAGAAGUAACGGCGGUGUGAAUAAGUCAAGAGGCAUGAAUAUUUUUAUCAGUUCUUGUGCCGUCAUAGUGUUGGCGGCGCUAUUGGCGUUAUUGUUGCAAUCGGAUUCAGAUGCUUCAGGGUCGGCGAAAUAUUUUACAGAUACCGUCGGCGAUGUAUUUGAUGAAAUCGGACGUACCGAAUUUAUAGUGUCCGAGUCAUUGCUAGAAACGCUCGGUAAAUAUCGUGACAUUGCCCCGAGGAUCGGUAAGCCGGUAUUUAAGGGCAGUUCAGAGAUUGCCGAAAGUUUAUUAGAACUGGCAGAUGUUGCAUCCGAUGCCGUAACAUCAAUUAUAGCCGUCGGCGAUGGUGGAAAAGCUCUUUUUCGGCUAUUUCGUUGGCAAUUACGUGAGAUCAUUCAUAUAAUCAACAAUUCAAAAAAGAAUCUGGACCAGGAAGCCAUCGAGGAUAUUAGAGCUCGAAUCACGAGCGUUUUACGGCAGACGGAACAGCUGAAUGAACAAAUAAAAGAUGCGGGACUUAGACUCAAAACCGUUUCUAAUAAGCAGACAUGGACACUCAAGCGGCUCCACAAUGGCCAAUACGAGAGUAAACGCUCUCUUGAGGGUGCGCUUGAACGCAAUCAAAAUUUUCUGCAAUUCCUAUUCGGCGAUGCAGUAGAACGUCAAUUGAGACGAAGCGAGUUAAAUGAGAUUCUGCCAUUAAUCGAUGCGAUGAUUGGGGCAGUAAGUGAAAUGAAUUAUGAUAUUCCGAGAUUACAAAAAAAGGUGUACGAAUUUAGGGAGGCUAUGAAAACUCUGUCAAGUGAAUUAAUGCAUUCGACGGCACACAAAGGAAUAACAAAAAUUACCCUGGAAUAUCUGAUAGAUGCUCUGCAUAUAGCUGAAGAAAAAUAUUAUAUAUCAUUCAGAAAGAGGAAAACCAAAGAUUAG